Molecule: messenger RNA, 5200 nt
Organism: Thunnus maccoyii (southern bluefin tuna)
Lineage: Eukaryota; Metazoa; Chordata; Actinopteri; Scombriformes; Scombridae
Gene: cdhr2
Product: cadherin related family member 2
Exons: 31
Coding region: 375-4247 (1290 amino acids)
Biological process (GO): homophilic cell-cell adhesion
Cellular component (GO): plasma membrane
Molecular function (GO): calcium ion binding
Source: RefSeq, a predicted model, not a curated record
UGGACGCUGGUGACCCACUAUGGCAUGGGGUUAUGCAGUCCUGGUGACAGAGCCGGCCAGCCAAUGACAGAGUGAGGAGUUUUUCUCUCACUACUACACAGCCAUAAUGUAGCCAUGUGUGAGAGCAAACGGUUGGAUAUUUUGAACUUUGCAAAGCUGAUCUAUUUCACUUUUUACAGUUUUACUGCUGUUGGGUUUCUAUGAGGAACAAACACAGGGAGAAGGUUUUGUCACGUUGUACUGGAUGUGCGUUUCUUGCAUGUGUUAAUCAUUUAUAUUUACAACCGUGAGACGAUAAUCACUAGGAGGACCAAGAGUCAAAGGUCUCAUCUAGACAUCAGUCAGUGAGAAGCCCUUUGUCAACGUCGUCAGGCAUGGAGGGGAUCACAGGAAGCAUACUACUGUUGUGUCUUAUCAGCUUAACUAGCGCAAAUAAAAGUCCUUCAAUCGAUACAGAAAUUUAUCACGUGUGCGAAGACACCCCCAUAGGUGCCUAUGCGUUUACUAUAAAUGCAUCAGACCCAGAAAAUGACAGACUAACCUAUAAACUCACUGGGCCCAAUGCCGUACUCUUCAGUGUGAACGAAAAUACUGGGGAGGUAUCAGUCAAGAGGCAGCUGGAUAGAGAGAGUACUCCAUCAAUAGAUCUUGGAGUUAUUGUCUCUGAUGGUUCCACUAAUACACCUGGAACGUUACUUAUAGUAAUAGAUGACGCCAAUGACAACAAACCUAUAUUUGUGAAGGCUGAGUAUGAUACUGAGAUCGCAGAAAAUGCCCCAAUAGGUACAACUCUAUUUAAGGCGGAGGCAACUGAGGCAGACACUGGAAGCGCCUUUGUGAUUAGAUACAGCAUUGAUGAAGUUACUCCAAGUGAAGGAUUCAGUCUAUUCAGAAUUGUACCCUUUACUGGGGAAGUCAUAUUAAGAGGAAGUCUAAAUUACACUGAACUGAGCACUUUCUAUCGAUUGAAGAUUAACGCAACUGAUGGUGGAGGCCAGUGUUAUUACAACGUAACUAAUUUCCAGUCAAGCUCGGUUUUUUCCUUUGUUACCGUUGUGGAUGUCCCAGACCUCGACCCACAGUUCCUCGGUCUUCCCUACAUUGAGAAAGUUGAAGAGAAUUCUGCUCUAGGCACUGAAGUGCUUAAAGUGACCGCCAUGGACCAGGACAUAGGAGUCAAUGAUAAUAUAAUCUAUAGCAUUGAAAAUUCCACAGUAAAUGGCCUGUUUAAAAUCUCACCAAAUAAUGGCAUUAUAUCUGUACUGUCACCAAUUGACAGAGAAUCCACUGGUGAUACUGUUACCCUGAUUGUAAAGGCCACUGAGUCUAAACCAAACAUCCACGGGGUCGAAGCCAAGACCACUGCACAUGUACAGAUUAACAUCAUCGAUGUCAACGACGAAAAGCCAGAGUUUUACAAGUGCCGAGACUCAGACGAUGAUCUCUCCUGUGUGAGGGCGAAUAACUUCGCAGGAGAGGUCUUUGAGCACUCGCUGGGGGCUAUUCCCAUCAACAUGACUGUCAGAGAUCUGGAUAAGGUUGCACAUACUAAACUAACCCUGGAAGGGCCUGACAAGGAUGUGUUUUCUGUGGAACCUCAAUUUACCUCGUCAGAUAGCAUUGUUCAGCUUCUGGUCAAGCAGCCCCAAAAGCUGGAUUUUGAAGAAAAACAGCAAAUGGUUUUGCAGGUGAUUGCUGUAGAUCAAGAAAAUCAAAGCUCCUCCUCCACUGCCACGGUUACUAUUGAGAUCAAGGACACCAAUGACAACAGCCCCAAGUUCCCACAAAAUACAUACAAGUUGCAGGUGGCUGAACACUCUCCUGUUGGGACAAUAGUGGCCAACAUUACUGCAGAGGAUCCUGACACGAUGGAUCAAGGCAACAUCACCUACAGACUUCUUCCAGAAAGCAUACUUCUGUAUUUUGAUGUGGAGCCACAAACGGGUGCAGUUUAUGUGAAAAACAGAACUCUGUUGGAUCGUGAGGUCAGAUCUCUGUAUUCAGCGACUCUGCAGGCCAUAGACACUGAUGACAAACCCGGCACCACAGUGCUGGAGAUCACCGUGACUGACAUCAACGACCAGCAUCCAGUCAUCAACAGAGACUCUUACCUUGAGUUUGUUAAAGAGGGUGGAGAGCUUAAACUUAAGAUAGAGGCUACUGAUGCCGAUGACCCCGAUACGGAAAACAGCAAAAUUGUGUUUGCAAUUGUGCCGAGCAAGUACAGCGAUAACUUCACCAUAGACCCUGACACAGGUGUGUUGACAAACAGCGGUGAACUGGACCGUGAAGCUCUGGACCCAGAUAUGGAUGGAAGGAUUGAGCUUAACAUUACAGCUACUGACAAGGGUACUCCCCCCUUAUCCACCAUGGUCAAAGUUAUCAUCAAUGUAGAGGACGUCAAUGACAACAAGCCAGAAUUUGAAGCCUCCUCUUACAAAUUCUCUGUUAAAGAAGGAGUAAAAGGUGCAUUUGUGGGUUCUGUCUAUGCUGAGGAUUUGGACCAAACGACAGACUUUAACCGCAUCUCUUUCAGGAUCAUUGAGGGAAGCUUUGGCAGUUUUAUCAUUCGCACCUUUGCAGAGGAGAGGGGUUACAGGGGGAACAUCACCGUGGACCCAGACAUUGAGCUGGACUAUGAGAGCAAUCGCAAGCACUUCAAGCUGCGGGUGGAGGCCACAGAUCUGGAGCAGAAAACAGCUGUAAAGGACGUGGAGGUGGAAGUGUUGGACGUGAAUGAUGAGAGGCCCGAGUUCAAGCCGCCUUCGCCUGUUGUGAAAGUGAAAGAGAACACCACCAUCAGCGAGGCUAUUGGGAAUUUCACAGCGCAGGACAAAGACGGGAACCACUCACUGAUCUACGAGCUGGAAUCCAUCAAUUGUAGAUGCAACGGCUCUCUGGCACCUUGCGACUAUGUUAUCCUGGAACCGACAGGGGAAGUGAGACUCAACCCGGAGCACGUGUUGGAUUAUGAGCUAUGUGACCAGGUGUGGGUGGAGGCUCAGGUGGUAGACAAGCACACAGAGAAAGGAGAGAACAACAGUGUCAAACCAGAACGAAUGGAGAUCAUCAUCGAAGACAUCAAUGACAACACUCCAGAAUUUAUCUACUCAGAUUCUGUGUAUGUUGUGGUGUCAGAAAGUGCAAGUAAGGGGACAUCGGUUGCAGGAGUCACUGCUACAGACCGUGACUCUGGAGUAAAUAAGCAGAUUGAGUUUAAAGUAACAUCAGUGCUCUUUGAAAAUACCAUGAAUCAAACAACUACCCAGAGGAUGCUGUUUGAGGCCGUCACCACACAGCAGAGGGAUGUUUAUGUCGGGAUUAUUCAAACUACUGAAGUGCUUGACCUGGAGCUAAAAGGGAAGUAUUUGGUAACAGUUAGUGCAACUGAUACUGGUGACCUCUCCACCAACACUGUACUGGAGAUUUUCACAGUUGACAAAUCGUAUAAAGUUGUACUUCGAUUUGUAUCAACCCAAGCUGAAGUUGAAAAAAACCUGGGUACCAUCAUCAGGGCACUUACUGCUGCCACCAAGGCUGCUGUUGAAGUUGUUUCAAUUGGGCCUGACUCUUCUGAAGAAACCAGAGCGGGUGGCUCCAUCAUGGAGGCAUAUUUUGUCUAUUCCAACGGAAGUGCUCUCGCCUCCAAUGAAGUGGAAAAGAUGCUCUCUGAUCCUGAACAUUUUCCUGUACUGGGACAGUUGGGCCUCACGUACAUUGGGCAGUCUUCUGUGCAGAAUCCAGAAGUAGACCCUCUGCAGUACAUCCUGCUGGGGAUAGUGGGAGGCCUCGUCAUCGUGAUGGCUGUCCUCACCACUUCACUGGUGUGCACUCGCAGAAACUACAGGAGGAAGCUAAAGGCAGCUAAAGCCAUGAACUCUGCAUCCAUGGUGACUUCUGACAACCAGAAAGGCGGUGCUGUGGUGCCUGGAACCAACAAGUACACCAUGGAGGGGGCUAACCCUGUACUCAACCUCAACUUCGACACAGCCAUGGUCCUGGACUUAGAUGAGGAGUGCUCAGAUGUUGACAAAGUCAGCCUCAACUCCCUGGACUACAGUGAUGACAUGUCUGAAAAGAAUUCACAACCCACCAUGAAUAUGAUCCUGGAGGAGGAAGAGGACAAUGAGCUACCAGAUUACAUUGAGCCUCUGGGUGCUGCGCUGGCUCAGCAGGGCCAGAAGAAAGGCUCCAACAAUGUGCAUAUGGGUUUUACUAACCCUGCAUUCAGCACUACAGACCUGUAAUGGAAAUAAUCAUGAUAAAGACACUGACCAGAGGCCUCAGAUGGACAUAUGUUGCUUCUCUGUAGUCAGGUUAACCAAAUUGCCAAUCAAGCAUUGAUGGUGUUGGAUGAAGACCAUACGUCUUUAAAAAGCCUUCUGUUCUGUACCAAUGUAUUAUUAAGCUUCUAGUAUGGCUUAUGCACAAUAUUCAUGGCAUCUAAAAUGAUGAGUUGUCUAAAAAUUCAGUUCAAGUAAAGCAAAAAGGAAAACCAAAAUGGAAGGUGUUACUCUGUGAUAAUAACAAUAUAAUGAUUUAUUGAUCGAGAACUGUUUUGUUUGUUGAACAAUUGAAGGAAUACUUUUGGGAAAUAUGUUUAUCCACUUGCAGAGACUUAGAUGACAAAAAUUGAAACCACUUGCCUGCUGGAUGUUGUUUCAUAUUCAGUGCAGAGACACGAGAGAGGUAUUGAUCUUCUCAUUUAAUCCUCUGCAAGAAGGCGAAUAAGCAUGUUUCCCAAAGUGUCAAACUCUAACUUUAAAACUGUCUUCACACUUAAACUUCAAUCAAAUCAAAAUCAAGAUUAUAAAAAUUGGACAACAUCUAUGGGAAAACAAGCAAAACAUUAUUUUGUUGCACACAUGAAUCACUUUAUUUUUGUUAAUAUAUGAAGCAAUGGUUUAAAAACUGUUUGGUUUGCUUUGAAAUAAAUUAUAAAUAAGCUAAGUCAACAUACAAUGCUAAUUACAAAUGCAGCCUGUUCUACUCUUCAAAAGAAAAUCAAGGAGAAAACAAUAUUGUGAAUGAACAUCCUUAUUUCUAAUCACAACCAAAAGGUUUAACAUGAAGCAUGUUGUUGUCAGUGUUUGCUUUGGGUUUGAGAUUCUUGUUUGCUGAAAUAAAACUUCAUGCAGUUUGAGCUUGUGAGCUUGUACAAGCAGCAGAUUGAAAAUAUACUGACAUCUAAAUGAAUGUA